AGAUGUGAUCUAGUGGUCUUCUCUGGAGAACUAGUGAGAAACUAGCUUCUGGGCUUGUGGAACCAUUUGUUUCUCACUUGAAAUUUGCAAAAGAUCAGAUUCCAAAAGGUGGGUAUUCGAUUACCCUUCGCCACCCACUUCCAAUGCCUCAUGUUCACCAAAUCUACUUUCGAAAGAUUUGUGCGCUUCGUAAGCACACCAGAGGUUCUUGAGAGGUUUGCACGCUUAGAAAAUGAAAUUUUGCAGAUUGAGAGUUCAGUUCAACCUAAUGAAUUUGCUAACAACAAUGCAGCAGGGCAUGCAGACGAAGGAAGCUUGUCCACUGCCAAUGGGAUUACAAAGCAGUCAAGUAAUUCUUCCAAGCUUAAAGGUGAAAUCGAAGGAACCAAUGAUGCUAUACAAGAAGAGAACUCCAAGAUUCGUCUUCAACGUCUUUUGGAGACUCGGAAAGCCUUACUCCGGAAAGAACAAGCAAUGGCCUAUGCACGUGCUCUUGCUGCUGGAUUUGAAUUGGACAAUAUAGAUGAUCUCAUAUUAUUUGCCGAUGCUUUUGGAGCUUCACGCUUAAGGGAGGCAUGCACCGAGUUCAAGGAACUAUACAAGAAAAAACACACAGAUGGCCUUUGGAUGGAGGAAUUAGCAGCAAUGGAGGCAUACCCCCCACCAGACCUUUCAUUCUUGGGCACAUCGGGGAUAAUACUCACUUGUGAAAACACUGUCUCAUGUCAGAAUAGUGGUGUUUCCGCUGGUAAACUUAUGCCAAAUGGCUCUUUGGAUGCUUCAUCUGACUCAACUGCAAGUCAGGCGAAUUCAGACAGCAACAAAGAUAGUAACGUGCCUCCAUCGGAUCAAACAGAAGUUCAAUUGCAGAUGCCAUGGCCAAACCAAAUUCCUCCAUAUAUGUUCAAUUUUCAAAACUGUGUUCAACAAAUGCCUCCAUAUCAAGCUUAUCCUUUCCCGGGAAUGCAGCCCGUACCUCCUUAUUGUCCCGGAAAUAUGCAUUGGCCUCGAAACAUUGAUGAAACUAGUCAUGGACCUGAUCAACGUCAUCAUCAAAGGUCAUCUUCAAGGAAAAAGGAGAAAUCUCCUAAUGUAGAAGAAUCCAGAACGUCAGAAGAAGAUGAACAAAUUGAAUCCAGUGAUUCUGAUUCCGGGACUGAUUCAGAAGCAAUUGAGCUUCACGACAAAAAGCACGAGCAUAAGAAAAAACACAAAAAAAGGUCCUCAAAAACCGUUGUCAUCCGUAAUAUCAACUACAUCACUUCGAAAAGGAGAAACGAAGAAAAGGACGGAGUGUCCUAUGAUUCUUCCUCGGUUGAGGAUGAGUUAGUUGAUGAAGAUUCCAUUAAACAUAAGGUCGAGGAUGUAGUUGAAUCAUUGGAGAAACAUCAUAAGUCAACGUCAAAUAAUACCAAGAAACGAGGUGGGAACAAGAACCCGAACUUUGUUAACGGAUCCAAUGACUCUGCUGACCAAGAGAACUGGAAUGCCUUCCAGAACCUUCUGAUGAGCGAAAAGGAAGAAAGUCAACAGCCUUCAAAAGUUCUGGAUGAACACUUUACAAUCAAGAGCUCCAUUGACAACAGAACAUCUGAUAAUGUCCAUUUUGUAGACUUUGGUUUGGAGAAAGUUCAAUCCCGAAAGACAUUUGGAACGGAUUCGUUUGUUGUGACUGAACGGAACGAAGUAAACGAAGGUAAAGCUGACUUGGAAGAUUUUGGAAAUGGUGAGACUUUCCGUCCAACUUUGAAAAGAAGGGAUAGUGCGGAGGCAUUGUUGUUUCCACAAAGGUUGGAAGAAUCAAAAAGUGUUCCUGUAGGAACAAUAUCCUAUUGUGGUACGGAGUCUUCCGUGAUCAAGAGCGGGAAGGGAGAAGAUUGGUUUGUUGUCAAUCACUCUGGAAAAUCUGAAAGCCGAGAGGCAAUCAUCGAUCACACAAUGUUUGAUGGUGGUUACACUUUGUCAUCUGAGCGUGAUCGCUCUCAUGUGGAAAUCAUAAGUAAAAAUAUUGUUCCCGUUGAUGAUUCCUUCAUGGUACAAGCUCACAAGUCCAUGGACGAUCAAUAUGAUUCUCACUGGAAAACAGACAUAACCAUGGUUUCGGACCUAAUUGUAGCCCGUCAACCUGAAAAUGGCACCCCCGAUGCUUCACAAAAGAAGAUUGGAUUAUCCGGUGAACCUGAUGAUCUUUGUGUCAUGCUCGGUCGGAGUUUGGAAUUUGAGUCUGCAGGGGCAUCUUGGUCUCCUGAAAUAGAUUACAAUAUUGAAAAUUCAUUUACAGAAGCUACUAAGAAGUCUUCUGUUGAAGCAAACAAUCAGAUGGAAGAGAAGACUCCGAAAAAUAGUAAGAGCACAAACGGUAAGAAUUCUGUAGGUCCAGGAACAAUUAAUUCAGCGAAACAAUUGAGGUCUAAAGGUUUGCAGGGAUCUGUUGCAAAGAGCAAACUUGACGUUUUAUCUCAGCCCAAGAAAUCAUUUCCUACAAGUAGGCCUACAAUUCCAAAGAGCAAAUUGGAAAAGGAAGAAGAGGCUCGAAAGAGAACAGAAGAAUUGUUGAUUCAACGCCAGAAGAGAAUCGCUGAAAGAACUGCAGGUAGUGGUCUCAGUCCCGCAGCAUCUAAGAAAGUCCCGGUAGGAAAUAAAUUGGCAUCUCCAAAGUCUGACAAAAAUCACAUUGUGUCCAAGUCUAAUCAACUCAAGAAAACAAGCAUGAAGGUAAUGGGUAUUGUCAAUGGCUAGAUCCUCCAUCAACAAAUCCCAGAACAAGGUUUAUAUGGUGUUUUUAUGCAAUUUGGAAGAGAAUGAGAUGAAAUUUCACACUGGGUACACAAGAUUCAACCCCACCACUACCUAGUUUUGAAUGAACAUGAAGAUUCACUUGAGAAUUUCUCAAGAUGCUGCUAUUUCUUUGGAAGAGCCUCAAAUCACUUUCCUGUUUCCGAUGCAUUCUUUGAGUUAUAUUCUAUACUCCAUUGUGGAGUCUUCUUCUACUUUAGAUAUUGCCGAUGUAUGUGUGUAGUUUGCUAUGGAUUGGAUGAUAUGGUCUGUCGUGUACAGGCGCUAAGCCUCCGAUAUAGUUGGCUCAUCUGAGUUGUAUAUCGAAAUUGUUUCUACUGCUAGGAGGAUCAUACUAUACUCCAGUAUUAGAUGUUGUUGAUUUAUAAACUUUGUACAACUUCAUUGAUGUAAUAAAUUUUCCUAGCAGUGAGCUUUUCUUUAUGUUGAAUCAA
Camellia sinensis is the source of this 3230-nucleotide messenger RNA. Lineage: Eukaryota; Viridiplantae; Streptophyta; Magnoliopsida; Ericales; Theaceae. The record is from RefSeq and is a predicted model, not a curated record.